AUGGCCCUCCAUCGCUUACGUGGCAGAGAAGAUGUCAACACAGAGCGGAGCAAAGAGUUGAAGGCCGAUGACCACAACAACGAGCGCGGCUCAAAAAGAAACAACAAACAGAUCAAGAUCAUACAACUCCCGCAAAAAAAAUACACUUCUUAUGGUCCGACUUGUCACUAUCGAUCUUCUGACACUGACUCAUUUUUCUGCAUUCUUUUAUUUUCGUUCAAUUAUUUGAAAAAAUUUUUUACUCUCUAAAAAGACACGAACGCUGCAGACGAGGAAGAUUAUAGUGAUGAGGAGGAUGCGGCAUUGCUGACUGCUCAAUCUGCUGAGAUCCGCGGUUGCUCUACUGAGACCCCGGUUGAAGACCAGAUGAUGCCCUAUCAAGGUGUGACAAAUCCUGAAAAUAUAAUUUCAGAAAUGUUUCAAAAGAACAUGUAGCUGGAUGUUCGUCUUCAUAAACUAUAAUGCAAUCGUUAUGUUUUGGCUUUUUCUUCUAGUCGCCAGGAGCGACUAAGUAUGUUCUCUCUUUUUUUUUCUUUCUGCAGCUUGCUAUUGUUCAGAAUAUUCAUGAUUCAUCCUUAAAAAAGAGAAAAAGCAGAAGCACUACGCAAGAACAAGAAGACUACAGCAAUAUGAAGUCUUUGCUUGAUGACUAGAGCAGCUACUACUUUACUUACUUGAUGAGCAGGUGGGUGAAGUUGAAGACACAUGACGAAAACGGUGAAUGAGUACGUUUCCACGGCUUUUGAUGCUAAAAAAGUGAACACUCCCGUCCAAAACGGUCAACAUGCGUACUCUUUCUAUUUCAACAUUCUCACUUCAAAUAUGACAUCUCAUCCACUCGCUCCCACUCCCCACUCCCCUCCCGAGGAAAAGACUGAUGAAAAACACGUUGUCCCCAUCAUGCCUUUGUCCCCUUGAAUUUUUGUACCCUAAAAUUGAAAUUGACGGGUCCGCCGAUGACGAUGCC
Messenger RNA from Amoebophrya sp. A25, 967 nucleotides. Lineage: Eukaryota; Dinophyceae; Syndiniales; Amoebophryaceae. The record is from the annotation of a GenBank genome assembly.